AUGGAAGGUACUGAGGAAAAGAAGCGAAAGUUAGAGGUUGCCCAAACCACUGAAUCGAGCGAUGACGAGCGGUGCCGAACAUUUGUCCUCCAUAAAGAGGACCACACGCUGGGAAACGCUCUUCGCUUUAUGCUGAUUAAGAAUCCAGACGUUGACUUCUGCGGCUACAGCGUGCCCCACCCUUCCGAGGAGAAGAUAAACUUGCGGAUACAGACCAAAGAGAAGCCCGCCACGGAGGUGCUGAAGGAAGCGCUUACCAGCCUCAACCAACUGUGUGAACAUGUGCUGACGACAUUGGACACACAAGUGGACUGGUACAAACAGAGAGCUGUUCACAUGGAGACAGACUGA
Liolophura sinensis is the source of this 351-nucleotide messenger RNA. Its product is annotated as DNA-directed RNA polymerases I and III subunit RPAC2-like. Gene Ontology annotation, cellular component: RNA polymerase I complex; RNA polymerase III complex. Gene Ontology annotation, biological process: transcription by RNA polymerase III; transcription elongation by RNA polymerase I. The coding region runs from base 1 to 351 and encodes 116 amino acids. The record is from RefSeq and is a predicted model, not a curated record. The transcript has a single exon. Gene Ontology annotation, molecular function: DNA binding; protein dimerization activity. NCBI's taxonomy places the organism in Eukaryota, Metazoa, Mollusca, Polyplacophora, Chitonida, Chitonidae.